This is a messenger RNA of Portunus trituberculatus (swimming crab), 2712 nucleotides long. RefSeq names its product polysialoglycoprotein-like. The transcript has 7 exons. Gene Ontology annotation, biological process: biological process involved in interspecies interaction between organisms. The record is from RefSeq and is a predicted model, not a curated record. NCBI's taxonomy places the organism in Eukaryota, Metazoa, Arthropoda, Malacostraca, Decapoda, Portunidae. The coding region runs from base 46 to 2508 and encodes 820 amino acids. Gene Ontology annotation, cellular component: external side of plasma membrane. Gene Ontology annotation, molecular function: carbohydrate binding.
AUUAUAUAAAAGCCUUGGCAGCAGUACUCUUACUGCAUUGGAAUCAUGGCGAGCCAACAAGCAGCAGUGGUCAUCCUUCUAGCCAAAAUAGUAUUCGGCGGCGUGGUGAGUGAGAUUAAACGACAAGAGACAACGUUGGAGUGCGGGGACACUCUCACCGUAGACUUCACCUACGGAUGGCCGACAGUCCAUUGUUCUUCCCCGUGUCCUGAUGUAAAGACGAUUACCGCCGGGCCUGUGUUCAGGAGAGAGGCUCUUCUGGACGAGUAUCGCUUGAUGGUGAGGCAGGAAUACGGAGAGAACGGGACUGUAAAUUGCUCUCUCGUCGAAGUCAUCUCAGACUCAGAUCAACUGCAGUCCUCCAUCCAGGCUGAGGUUUGUUCUUCAGUGAUCCCUUCCACCACCACCAUCACCACCACCACUACCACCAUCGGUCCAGGAGCUUCAACUAUAACUGGCUCAACCAGCACCGGUCCAGGUUCAACGGUGAAUGGCUCAACUACCACCGGUCCAGGAGGUUCAACUGUGACUGGCUCAACCACCACCGGUCCAGGUUCAACGGUGUAUGGCUCAACCACCACCGGCCCAGAAGGUUCAACGAUGACUGAUUCAACCACCACCGGUCCAGGAGGUUCAACUUUGACUGGCUCAACCACCACCGGUCCAGGAGGUUCAACUGUUAUUGGCUCAACCACCAACGGUCCAGGAGGUUCAACUGUGACUGCCUCAACCACCAUCGGUCCAGGAGGUUCAACUGUGACAGGCUCAACCACCACUGGCCCAGAAGGUUCAACGAUGACUGAUUCAACCACCACCGAUACAGGAGGUUCAACUGUGACUGGCUCAACCACCACCGGUACAGAAGGUUCAACUGUGACUGGCUCAACGACCACCGGUCCAGGAGGUUCAACUGUGACAGGCUCAACCACCACCGGUACAGAAGGUUCAACUGUGACUGGCUCAACGACCACCGGUCCAGGAGGUUCAACUGUGACAGGCUCAACCACCACCGGUACAGGAGGUUCAACUGUGACAAGCUCAACCACCACCGGUCCAGGAGGUUCAACUGUGACUGACUCAACCACCACCGGUCCAGGAGGUUCAACAAUGACAGGCUCAACCACCACUGGUCCAGGAGGUUCAACUGUGACUGAUUUAACCACCACCGGUCCAGAAGGUUCAAUUGUGACUGGCUCAACGACUACCGGUCCAGGAGGUUCAACUGUGACAGGCUCAACCACCACCAGUACAGGAGGUUCAACUGUGACUGGCUCAAUCACCACCGGUCCAGGAGGUUCAACUGUGACUGACUCAACCACCACCGGUCCAGGAGGUUCAACAAUGACAGGCUCAACCACCACUGGUCCAGGAGGUUCAACUGUGACUGAUUUAACCACCACCGGUCCAGGAGGUUCAACUGUGACAGGCUCAACCACCAUCGGUCCAGAAGGUUCAACUGUGACUGGCUCAACCACCACUGGUACAGGAGGUUCAACUGUGACUGGCUCAACCACCACCGGUACAGGAGGUUCAAUUGUGACUGGCUCAACCAUCACCGGUCCAGAAGGUUCAACUGUGACUGGUUCAACCACCACUGGUCCAGGAGGUUCAACUGUGACUGGCUCAACCACAACCGGUCCAGGAGGUUCAACUGUAACUGGCUCAACCACUACCGGUCCAGGAGGUUCAACUGUGACAGGUUCAACCACCACCGGUACAGAAGGUUCAACUGUGACUGGCUCAACGACCACCGGUCCAGGAGAUUCAACUGUGACUGGCUCAACCACAACCGGUCCAGGAGGUUCAACUGUGACUGGCUCAACCACUACCGGUCCAGGAGGUUCAACUGUGACAGGUUCAACCACCACCGGUACAGGAGGUUCAACUGUGACUGGCUCAACCACCACCGGUACAGGAGGUUCAACUGUGACAGGCUCAACCACCACCGGUCCAGGAGGUUCAACUGUGAUUAGCUCAAUCACCACCGGUCCAACUGGAGUUCCUACAGAGGAGAGCGCUUCCUACAGCAGCAUCACCGUUGAACCCACAUCAACACUUACAGUAGAAUCAACGACUCUAAUUGAAUGUGCAACCAGUGCGGCCCGUACAACUGCUGAGCAUUUAUGUGAACCUGGAUGGGAGCUUUAUGAGUCAUCCUGUUUCAAAUUCAACAAUGGUGAAAAGUUUGCCUGGGGGGAAGGCCUCACCUACUGCAACACGUUCGAUGCAGACUACGCCAAGAUCACCUCUCGAGCACAGGCCAGCUUCCUUAGAGCUCUCGCGACUGACGAUACGUGGAUUGGUCUGAAUGACAACAACUUCGAGGGAAUCUUUGUAUGGACGGAUAGAUCGCAACCCACAUUUACUGAGUGGAGUCAGGGAGAACCAAACAGCGACGGUGACUGCACGGAGAUGAAUAUGUCAAAUGACUUUUCGUGGAAUGACGCCAGUUGCACGCUCAUGAAAAGUGUGCUGUGCGAAAAACCGGCAAUGGAGAUGACUGUGUAGCACCAACCUGAGACCCUACACGUCCACGCCCGUCACCAGCCUUAGCCAUUGGCGUUUGACAUCACAGAAGAAAGCUAACGUAUAUAACACAGUCUUCCCAACACCAUUUAGUGUAAAACAUCAGCAAGACUGUCAAACGAAGAUUUCAUUUAUAUAUCAUUAUUUCAAUGCAUUUUAAUUCCCUGAAUAAAAUCAUCAAUCUGA